AAGUAACUCGAAUUCGUCGGUAUUAGAGGAAAAGCAACAGAAACCAGAAGAAGAAACAGCGGCGGUUGCGAGUGAAAGUUGUACAAGUAACGAAGUACAGUCGUCGUCGUCUACAAAUGCGGUACAAAGCACCAAGAGUGAUGAUGGAAACAAAAGUGUCUUAAUGACUGACGGUAAUACGAGUAGUAAUAGUAGUAAACAAGAGGAAAAGAGUAGUAGUAAUAGUAGCAAUAGCGUCGUUACACCGAACAAUGAGCCCACUGAAGAGGCAGAAGUGAGUGUGAAUUUCCUGGAUCGCGUUAUCAAGCACGCGCUCAACAACACACUGCCCAUCGGGAAUUUCGACUCGACGAAGCCUUUCGAUCUCGUCAAUCGUCGUCCCGGGGGUCUGCCGAAUUUCAACCAUCAGCCAAUGGCUUCUUCCUCGACGGUGACGUCAUCGUCCACGACAACAACGACGACUGUGGGUGGCGAAAAUAGUAGCUGUGAUAACGAUAGUAAGAAGGAAAGUGACUUAAAGGGAGUAAUUGUGAAGAAAUCCGAUGAAAAUAUGUCAUCGUCCGCGUCUCCCAAACGAGAAACGAGUGAGAAUUCCGUAGUAGUUGUUAAUAAUCAAAAGAGUUGUGAUGCCGAACAUUCCUCCAGUAGUAGCAAUAAUGUGCAACAACCCGUUGUGACGUCAUCGAUGCACCAUAGCACGGCACCGAGUGUCGUGAUUCAAGCAACGAGUCAAAUGUCCAACAACGAGCCGACAAAUUUGACGAUGCAAGACGGUUCAAAGACUGAAACGCGACAAGAGAUCAUCGAUAAGAAGUACAAGACGAAAGAAGAUCUCAAAAAUGCUCGUAUUAUGGCAUCUCGUCUCGAAUCUUCGCACGAAUCUAUCAAUUUAUCACUACCACCGUCUUCGUCAUCAUCUCCGUCAGUUUCCGGCAGUAAAAGUCUCUCAUUGUACGUGAGUGCGCCAGAUUUCUCGAAGAAAAUUUUCACAGCUCCCGAGAUCUCGACAGUAAAACCGCAUCAUUCGAAUCCGCUGCAUGUGAGACCUCCAGAUUUCAAUCGAGCUGCAUCACAAACGAAAGAACUGCAAAUUCCGAAUCCCGUGUUCAAACUAAAAGGAGGCGACGAAAGUCAUCUCUACAGCAAUAGUAGUGCAAAAAGUUAUCAUCGUUCAACUUCUGUUCCUAUGACUCAAGAGCAACUUGCUGAAUUGAGCAAAACUCACAAUUAUAUACCUGAUUUACGGCUGAAAUCGCCGACUGUUGUUCCAAUUCCCGUCAUUCAUCCGCCGCCGAAUCAAAAUAAGGCCGUAGAGGAAGAGCCUUUGCCGCAUGUCAUUCACAAGGCGAAAUAUCACGAAAGUAUGCCGGAAACUUGUAUCACGCCAGUGCUACGGAUUGCGGAACAUUCGAAAAUUGCAGAGCCACCGAGUCGUCAUGUCGAUCCAAAAGUUCAUUAUCCGCCCUAUAAGCCGAAACACAUGAUCGAUCCGCAAUCAUCGCAACCGCCGUUUAAGCAAAUGCGCGUCGAAGAUCACAAAAAAGUACCUUACGAUCAAAAGUAUCCGUUGCCGCAUCCAUCGACAACAACGACGACAACGGAUAAGCAUUACAUGUACAAAAUGGAAGAACCCAAAUUUGGGUUAACCAUCGAGCAGCAACAACAAAAGGAUCAUGAGUUCUCGCUGAAAGAAAAAGAACGUCAAUUACGACAAGAAGGGACAAUUAUCACCGUUAAGGCAUCGAACGAUGUCAAAAUGCUACCGUCACAUCACGUACCUAACAAUUAUCAUCAAAUGCCGCCACACCAAAGUCGUCCUGUUGAGCCAGCAAAACUCACGAAAGAGAACGUCGAUCGGCAUUUGCGUGAAAUUAAACAUUUGUAUCCACCGGGACAUCCAGCAUUGACGACGCUCGCUAAAGACAUGCCUUUGAUGAUGAAACCACGAGCGAUCCCAGAACAACCAAAGCAUGAAUCGCACGAAAAAGCAAGAUCUUCUUCAGGGCACUAUCAACCUUACAAUGAAAAGCCUUCUGGGUCGUAUCAAAAACACCCAUCGGGAUAUCCACAAAUGUAUCCCUCCGGCAAAUCCGAGAUCAGUUAUUAUCCGCAUCCUUCGGUAUCGCCUCAUGGGCAAAUGAGAUCUACCACACCUCAUGCUCCAGCUCCUGGUCAAAUGAAUCCACCCGUUAAUUGGCCCAAUCAGCGAAUGGCACCAAGCCCGCAUGCCACAAACGUUUCUCCGAGCAUGCCGCAAGUGCCGAGUCCCGUUUUUGUGCAUCCCUCAUCGAAACACUCGCCAUCUCCAACGCAAUUUAGUCGCCCGCCCGUUGCUCAAAGCCCAAAUAAAUCCGUUAGUCCGCAAUUGACGCCGCAGCAACAGCAAUAUCGACAAGUUUCCUACUCGCCAGUUCACAUGCAGCAACAUCAACAACAGCAUUCGCAACAAAAACCUCCUUCUGUCGAUGACAAAUAUCGCGAUCGUCGCGUUGUUGCUUCCUCACCAACGAUGCAACGUCCCCAAGUAGUAGUAUACGAAACAGGUAGUGGUCCUCGACGAUAUCCAUCGGAAGAGAAAAGUCCUCAAUUGAGACCUGAUCAGUAUCCGGGCAUGAAAUAUGCACAAGGACCUCCGCCACACGAACUACGGCAUGCUGCGAGUCACGAAAGUUUGAAUCGAAAUCAGCGGGAAUAUGAAAUGCAUAAAUAUGCGCAAUAUGGUCCCGAAAUGAGACGAUCUGAAAGUGAUUUGACAGGACGUCCUGCGUAUCCAAAUGAUGUUCCGAUGCACAAGCGUGACGAUUAUCGAUCGCACAGCUUGGAUCGGGCAGCGUAUGAACGUCAAAAGGAAUACGAAUAUCGCAGCAGAUCUCGCAUGCCAUCUUCCAGUCCAACGGAAUCCUAUAAAAUUCAAUUGGAUAUCUCAGCAGCAAUUAAACACGAAACCAAUCGCAACGAAUCUCCAUCGCGACACGAUCCAUAUCAUCAUCAAGGAUCUUCGUCGCGCGCUACAAUGGAAGUUCAAUCAAGUCCCUCGCCAUCAUCGCACUACCAAGCCUCGAUUCUCAUCAGACCGAGCCCAAGUACGUCAAAUUCGCGAAUGGAACAACCUCCGUCACAGCCACAUAUCAAGACAGAACCUUCUUAUGCGCCUCCGCCGAAGGAAAUUCGUCAAGAACCGCCUCCGCCAACGGUAAUAGCCACGCCUCAACACGUUGUUCAAGCCAGACCAUCUGUUGUCGCGCCACUCGUAAAACGCGAAUCACCCUUAGAUCUAUCGGUGAAAACGGUAAAGACCAAAGCUGAUUCUACCGGAAGUGAACAACAAAUGUAUCGACGCGUCGAUGAUCGAUAUGUCCUGCCAAAAGUUGAAUUUCAUCCGAAUUUCGUGCAACAUCAACAACGCCCGCCAGUUAAUGAGCGAGAACGAAGUCAAUUUGAGCCACAAUCGCAUCCUUCGCAGCAUGUUCCUGUUCUUGCGGUACCUCAUCAACAACAAUCUCAACAUCCGAUGCCGUCUUCGAGUGGCGUUCCGCAUCGAAUUCCUGUUCCUCAAGCACCUUACGAUCAAAGCAAUCACAAAAAUAUUCCAAGUCAUCAUCCGGGUAUGCAGCGAAUUCCUCCCGAAGCUCCAAAUAACGCCAAAUAUUACGAUCAACGACAUCGUUUACCGGAAGUGGCAAUUAAAGGUCCUCCGCACGACGAACGAACAAUCCAUAUCGAGGUCGGAGAACCAUAUCGUCCUGAUUUACCGCCGCACAAGCAACCAUUACAUCGUCAAGAGUCGCUUCAUGUGCGUCACGCUACGUAUCCCGCUACAGAACAACGUGCCGGAACGAGUUACAAACCAAUUCCCAUUCCACAAGCACGUGGUUCUGUUAUCAAUAAUUCUGCCGCACACGAUCCGCAAAGACUUGAAGACCGCAAAUAUGUCGAAAGUAUUUUGUAUAAGAAACAACCUCCGCCAUCAGCGAUCGCGAAUGCUGAAAUUACAUUCAGAUACAUUCAAGAUAACAAACAUGCUCCUCGUCCUUUGUCGCCGCGUGAUCGAAAGAGACCUUUGGAAUACGAAGCCUCGCAAAUUCCGCAAAAGCAAAUUCGGUACGAGCCACAACAACGUGAAAUGCCACAACAUCCAAGUCAUCAUCCUUCGAGUUAUCCAGAAAGAUACGUUCCCGCUGAGAAAAUUUAUCCUCGCGAAUCUGCUGUUGAAAUUCACGCUCACAAGAUGAUUUACGAAAGAUAUCCGCCGACAGACGCUCGAAGUUUGCAACAAUCGAAUCAUUAUCCAAAACACGAGGCACACAAUGAAGCUCCGAGACAUCCGCAUCACAUGUAUCCAGAUCCACGACAACCGGAGUCCAAAUCACAUCCGGGCGUCGUGAAAACCAUUCCGAAGGAUUCUUUUCGGCAUGACCCGAAAGACGAGCCUAGAGCGGGGUUUCCGCCGCCUCAGCAACAUCCGCACGUGAAAUAUCCGCCGCAACAAUUUUUUCCGCGACCUCCCAUGAACGAAGUUGAAGGUCUACCGCAGCAGCAGCAGCAAAAACAAACUGCUGUAACAUGGCAUCCAUCGGCGCCUCAUCCACCGCCCUUACAAUCAGCUUCGUCGUCGAGAGUGAUUGUUCCGACGCCCUUUGACAUCCGGAAUCAGUACAACGAACGUGCUGACAUGCUUGAUGCCAAAGAAAAAACUACCGUUGAAUAUCCAGCUGUUAUUGUCGAACCAAAAUCUCAUUUGGAAUCAAAUUCUGGCGUGAAUAAGGGAGCUGACAUCAACACGAUCAACAAGUUACGCACGAGCAUCGAACAAAAAGAGAUUGAACGACAACGUGUGAUGAUGCGUAAGCAGAAUAGCUCUGAAAUCUCUGAAGAUGACAGUAAUAAAGCAGACAUUGCUUCUAUUUUAGCGGCUCGUAUUCGUACGAAGGGAGAACUUAAGGGUUUUACGCCGACGGAAGUUGUGAAAGACACUCCUCCGCCGCCGCCAGUUGCUCCUGUCGAAAUCCCCAAAGACCCGAUUGAACCGCCAGCUGACAUCGAAGGCACUUCCGCUUUUGACGUCAUGGACUGGGGAAACGCUUGCAAUGAUUUCGUGGAUCAACUGCAAACUGGGAAGAAACGUGGGAGACGAAAACAGGCAAAAAUGAAGUCCGAUGACGGGAAUGACACGAAAAAGGUCGAUCCUUAUACGAACAGCAGUAAUACUCAAGGACCUGAUAGUCUCUCAACCGUUCCAAUGGAAGUCUUAAAAAACAUCGAGGAACAGCAAUUUAGUAAUUCGAGUGACGAAGACAAACCUCUCAACUUGCUAAGGCAACAAAGCACGCCCGAAUGCAAAGACGAGAACUCAAUGGGGCUCAAUAAGGGGAGCGAAACUUGUAGUUCCGCGAUGAAAAGUGGAUCUGUGAGUGAACGUUCCUCCCAAAGUAUCCGAAAAAAGCAACGACUUGUGCUUGAACAGAAAAUCGCAGCAAGAAUUGGCACUGGAAGUAGUUCCGAUACCGAACCAGAAGACAAACCGAGUCCUCGAGCGAGAAAACGCAAGUUACGAACACGAUCCAGUUUGGGUAUGAAAGAGUCUGACAAAAGUAACGAUCGACAAGAGGUGAAAAGUGAGGAGGAUUCGAGCUCAGAAUCUGAUGAAAAGGAACCAAAAAACAUCUCGCAACUUGACGGAUCCUCAGAUUCGGACAAUCAAGACAAAAGCGCGGCAAAAAAGUUUCGAAAAACUCCCGUAAAAGGAAAAAGUCAACCGGAAACGAAGCAAAAACGUCUCAGUCGACACGAAAAGCACUCGGAACAAAGUGAGCAUAGCGAAACGGAGACCAGAAAAUCCAAGUCGAAAUCAGGCGGCAAGCGGAACAAGUCAAAAAACUCAGAUUCCGAUGGCGCAAAGGACGAAACGAUGACUCGCAGCAAACGAAAGUUGGAAAUGGAGAAGAAAAUUUCCAACAGCAAGGUGCUGCGAAACGACAAGAUAGUGCAAAAUGUAACGGUCAAGAAGCCAAAAAACGUGCAAGAGGUCGCUUCCAAACAAACAAACAAUAAAGGACUCGAAAAGGGAAAGAAAAAGGACGAAUCGAAGAAUGAAAACCUGAAACGAAAGAAUUUGGAAAGCGACUGUGAGCAAAAACAAACAAAAACCCGGAAAUGUAUGACCAGAAGUCUGUCGAAAGUCGAGUCGUCCAGUUCUGACAACGAUGAGAAAGCGGCGAAUGCGAAAAAUGAUCGUUUGCGCCCACGAAAGUCAAAAGGAGAAGAAACGGAAAAAACGCCGAAACGAAAAAACUCUAAAAGUGAAGAUAUCAAGCCAAAAGUGACAAAGAAAACACCUGAAAAGGCAUCAGCAAGUCAAACCAAAUAUCCAGCUGGAUGGGAAGCCCAAUUGUAUGCCUUUAAAAAAUCACUUAAAAUUCCCGCUCGUUUGAUCAACGUGUCGCCCAAUAAUCAUCGCUAUUCCACUUCACUGCCCGAUUUGGACCCACAAUCAAGCGAAUCAGAGUUUUCGGAGACAUCGAAAGCAAGCAGUUUCUUCAUAAAAACCGAAGAAACCGAGACAGAAGGUUCGAAUAGCAAAAAAUCCGGCAAAAGAUCCAUCAUUGACUUGUUGCAUCAACGAAUGACUCCGUCACUCAAUAAAAUGAUGCAAAAAAAGAAGUUGCAAAAAGAGCUAACGCGUCAACCGGCAAAAAGUAACAACGAAUUAGAGCAACUACCGACCCCUACAGUCGAAAGCAGUUCUUCUUCCAAGUCAAAUUCAACGGAAAAAGACGAAAAAGUGAAACGAUCAAUUUUCGACUUGUCAAUUUUGAAGACCCGCACUCGCAACGAGCAAAAACACAUGAAACACAAAGAAAUCAUUCGUGAGAUCUUUUGUGGCGAAGAUCGUCCAUCAUCUGCUCCGCCCUUGGGACUGGAUUUAGAAACGACUUUCGACCAGAAAUUCGGGCAAAUUAUGAAGAAAAUCGACGAUAUCGUUGCCUCAACAUCCACUUCGCUGAACAUCAAGCAGGAAAAAUUGGAUGAAACUUUUGUGCCGCCGCAGGACGAAGAAACGACAGAUACCGUUUUGAAUGUCAACAAUGAUCGCGACGGGGAUGAUCGUGACUUGGAUACGCCCAGUGUGAAUAGCGAACGUGACAUGAUAACCCCCGUUUCGUUCAAAGAUAUGCCAAAACCGACGAAACGUGGGAGACAGGCUCGCCGGAAACAAAGUUCAGGCUUUGAUUACAUCCGAAAGAAGAAGAAACCAGCACCGACAAAUAGCGAUGGAACUCCCGUGGCGACCAAGAGACGAAUUGCCGCCGUAAAUUACUUGCAGGAAAAGGAUGAGAACGACAUCAGCAAGGAAGUCAAGGGAUGGGUGUUGAAUAAAGGUGUCGGCGAGUGUUACUUGCAUAAAGCAGCGCGUUUGGGAUAUUUGGAUGUCAUCGCGUAUUGUCUCUUCCGCAUCGAUAUGGAUGUCGAUACGAAAGAUAAUGCCGGUUACACAGCUCUGCAUGAGGCUUGUAGCAAGGGAAAUCUCGGAAUUGUCCGUUUAUUGCUGCAAUGUGGAGCGAAUCACUCACAAACUGCUCUUUCGGGCUUUCGACCGUUGCAUGAAGCAGUCCAAAAUAACUACACGGAGAUCGCGAGACUACUUUUGGCAUACGGAGCUGAUCCAUCGCUAUCCACGUACUCAGGACAAACUCCUGAAAUGCUGGCAGAAACGGAGGAAAUGGAAAGAUUUCUCAGUAACUAUCUCAAAGACGUGCAAGGAGGAGUUAGUCCUGCUUGGCAAUUGCCUCAUCCAUGGCAACAAUAUGAUUCCGAUACCGAAGCUUUAGACAUUUUCGAUGGCGUCUCAGAACUCUUUCCGGAACCAAUUUCAACCACAACAACUCCCGUAAAAACUGUCGCUGUCAAGAAUUGCGAUUCAAAUUUGAAUAAUAUCAUCAAAGACGAACGUAUCAAGUACAAAUCGUGCUCCGUUGUGCUGAACAACAUUGAUCACUUGAAAUCUCUCAGUCCGAAGGCACUCCGAAAAUCAUUGGAUAACCUCGAGGUGAAAAAUCAAUUCAACGACGUGCUGCCCAACAUGGAAUCCGAUGGCGAAAUGUUCGAAUUUGAAGAAUCCGAGUACCCAUUGCCGCCGUUGUACUUGUUGCAAGACGAAGGCUCCGAUAAAUGGAUCAUGUUAACGGACUUGUGUAACAUCCUGAAGGUCAAAUCAAAAGAUGCCGUUCUCAAACAAAUCGACCCAAAUACUCCAACAUCAACAUUGAACAAAGAACUCGUGCGAGAAUUAAAAAUCACGGACUUUAUCGAGAAAGCGACUUGUUUGCAGCUUUUGUGUGCAGGCGAAAAAUUGAAUGCGAGAGCGUCAAAAGUGGUUCUCGUGCGUUACAACGAUGCAGUCAAGAAAUUACUGAAUGUCCAAACAAUCGUACUUAAGUUUUAGAUAAUGAGAAAAAAAAAAUUAAAAGGGCCUUACAAGAAAAUAGAGAGUGAAGAUUCCUCAAAAAACACAAAAAUAAAAUGUAAACGAAUAAGAAUGAGUAGAUAGAAAAGAAAAGAAUUUUUUAUUUUUGUGUGAAAAGGCUGAUAAAAUUAAAGCGAGCAAAAUAUCUCGAUCGACUGUAAAAAAAAAUUAGAAACAAC
Culicoides brevitarsis is the source of this 8643-nucleotide messenger RNA. RefSeq lists its product as uncharacterized. NCBI's taxonomy places the organism in Eukaryota, Metazoa, Arthropoda, Insecta, Diptera, Ceratopogonidae. The record is from RefSeq and is a predicted model, not a curated record. Gene Ontology annotation, molecular function: transcription corepressor activity; protein binding. Gene Ontology annotation, biological process: negative regulation of transcription by RNA polymerase II. The coding region runs from base 164 to 8443 and encodes 2759 amino acids. Gene Ontology annotation, cellular component: nucleus. The transcript has 5 exons.